This is a messenger RNA of Lactuca saligna, 1919 nucleotides long. The record is from the annotation of a GenBank genome assembly. NCBI's taxonomy places the organism in Eukaryota, Viridiplantae, Streptophyta, Magnoliopsida, Asterales, Asteraceae.
CGAAGAAUAACGACACCUGCCUUCUCUCUUUGUUUUCUUCAUUCUCACCUUCGCAUAUCCAUCCUUCAUUACAUAUCAUAUCCUCCUCUUCCAUUUCUGUCUCUUUAUCGGAUUCUGUUUUCUAGCACAAAUUCAUCGCAAUCCGUUCCUCGUUUUGUCAUCCGGGGUUCACCGAUCCUCGUUCACUCGCCCCCCUGCAAUCAAAUAAAGCGAAGGGUCAAUCUGCAUGCAUAUAUCGAUCAAUGCGCUUCGAUGAUGUUUUUGAAUUUUAGUCGGUGUUGAAGAAUUGUGGUUCGUAUUAUUCUCAAUUAUGUUAUUGUCAAGAGGCUGAUGUUUUGCUUGUUGAAAUUAGGGUUUGAUGCGUUCCGUGAAAAGGGUUCUGAUUUUUAUCAGGAUGCUUUGAUUUUGUAUAGUCUGUAGAUACUGUACCGGAAUCGAUUGUUAAUUUGGAUCGUUUUUGGUAGAAAUCGAGGGUCGAUAUGAUUAUUAUCAAGUUGGGUUGAGUUUUUUUUACAAACCCUAGUCAAGGUGUAAUUAGGUAUAUAUAGAUCCGAGUAUAGUUUAGCAGUUCAUGUUUACAGCUGGAGUUAAUUGAAGCAAUAAUCAUGGAUCAUAUUGUUGGUGGAAAGUUUAAGCUUGGGAGGAAGAUUGGGAGCGGAUCAUUUGGUGAGCUUUAUUUAGGUGUUAAUAUUCAAAGUGGGGAAGAAGUUGGCGUUAAACUGGAACCCACGAAGACAAAACAUCCUCAACUUCAUUACGAAUCAAAAGUAUAUAUGCUUCUCCAGGGAGGAACGGGAGUACCUAGUCUUAAGUGGUUUGGAAUUGAGGGUGAGUACAAUAUCAUGGUGAUUGACCUCCUUGGACCAAGUCUGGAAGAUCUUUUCAACUAUUGCAAUAGGAAGUUUACCUUGAAGACUGUUCUAAUGCUUGCAGAUCAACUAAUUAAUAGAGUUGAGUUCAUGCAUGCAAGGAGUUUUCUUCACCGUGACCUAAAGCCUGACAAUUUUUUAAUGGGCCUGGGCCGCAAAGCAAAUCAGGUGUAUGUCAUUGAUUUUGGGCUUGCAAAAAAGUAUAGGGAUCUUCAAACUCAUAGACACAUACCUUACAGGGAAAACAAGAAUCUGACUGGCACGGCUCGUUAUGCUAGUGUCAACACACACCUUGGAGUUGAACAAAGUAGGCGGGAUGAUUUGGAAUCUCUUGGUUAUGUUCUUAUGUAUUUCUUAAGAGGAAGCCUUCCAUGGCAGGGACUGAAAGCGGGAACCAAAAAGCAGAAAUAUGACAGGAUAAGUGAAAAGAAGAUGUUGACUCCAAUAGAGGUGCUGUGCAAAUCAUAUCCACCAGAGUUCACAUCCUACUUUCAUUAUUGUCGAUCAUUGAGAUUUGAAGACAAACCGGAUUAUUCAUAUUUGAAAAGGCUUUUCCGCGACUUGUUUAUUCGUGAAGGCUAUCAAUUCGACUAUGUAUUCGAUUGGACAAUAUUGAAGUAUCCACAAAUCGGAGCCAGCUCACGAGAACGACCACAAACUGGGAAUGCUGCUGGUGGUCAAAAUGUUGGGACAUCCGCGGAAAAAACAGGAAGACCCUCAGGUGGACAAGAUAGACUCCAUGGUGACGCACCAUACUCCAGAAGAAAUCCGCCAGGUGGCACCCGCCUGGAACAUUCCAGAACCAGGAUUUCAGAAAACCAGCAAACUGAUUCAGAGAAAGUGCGGUCCUCUCGAAACGGGAAUUUGUCAAAACACCUAAGCAGCAGACCUGGUUCUUCAGCUGAAGCGACAGAUGGCAGAUCGAGCAGAGUGAUUUCGAGUAGUGGGUCCCGUUUAUCAACCACUCAAAGAGGAGCUCAACCCACUACUUCAAAGCCUGGCCGUGAAGAUCCUCUUCGAAGCUUCGAGUUCCUCCAAAUCAGGAAGUAA